CUGCUUUAACACAUUGAAAAAAUGAAGCUUCAUAUGUACUUUUCAUGAUUCCUUGAAAUGGAAACACCCUGAAAUAUAGUAUCAUUAUUACUUCUCUAGAAAAGGUUGAACAGUCUGCAAUGUCUGAGAAUUUUCCCUAUUAGCUGCCACAUUAGAACUCAUUUUAUCCAUGACAAUUGGUAGGAAAGAAAUUAAAGAGUGAUAUUGUGAUGACAUUACGUGAUAAAUGUUAAGUGUAAUGUCAUUAUGGGAAUGGAAGAACACAAGAUGAACUUAGAGAUAGUCCUGCACCAUGCUCAAUGUUUUAGUAGUGGAAGCUAGAGAAAAAUACAUUUUUUAAAGGGGUGGGGUAGGAAGGAGAUUAAAGCAAAGUCAUUAUGACAUGUUAUCUCUGGAUAUGGAUCUAAUUACCAUGGAAAUCAGAGAGCCUAUUGAUUUAUGAAACACAAUACUUCAAGUUAUGCACACAUACUUGUACAUAUUCACAAAUCUGAAUAUGUUCAGAGAUGAAUAUGCCCGGUGAUGACAAUUAUGUACUUAUUGGAAAAAAAAUACAGCAGGGAACUUAUAUAAUAAAAUCACAGCACUCCCUUUCCUGUAAGUAUCUGUUAUGACAUGACGCAAGUUAUUCAUGCCUCUAACUCACAUGAAACUCAGCUAUGCAUAAACAUUAAUUGAUGGAUGCCUGAGAAGGGUGUAGUCUCUUUAAAAAGAUUUUUAAAGAAUGAUAAGCUGUCACAGACAACUAAGCAGGAACAAACUAUUGAUAUGGCAUUCCAUCCAUAAUCACACAAUUAUACACAGGAAUUUUUAAUUGUGGGGAGACAAACUCAGAGGCAAGCUUGUAGUUCUACCCUUCUUAAGUUUAUGGAAACUUUUUGGCAGCCAAAUUAAUCGAUAAUUGCAUAUAAAUUAUGACAAAUAAUUAUAAGGGUAUGCAAACUAUAAGAAUAUAUUUUUGCCCAAUAUAUCAGUUCCUAGGAUUCUUGCCGAUAUGGCUGCUAACAGCUACAGUCUUCCUGUGUCUGGAGGAAAUCAGGUGUCAGCCCUUUGAGAUAGGCCAGGUCAGGAAAGUGAUAUCACAAGAAAUACAGAAAAUAUUUUAUUGAUACAGGCUUUACAAACAGAAUCUUGAAAGCCUGACACAAUUUUCUCUUCUCUCUCUCUUUCCUGUAACAAAGACAGUCAAGAUGGGUGAUCUUGAGUUUCUUUUUCAUGCUUUGUUUUCACAGGCUAAGUUCAUGUUUUACUUAUGAUUGCCCUAUAUCUAUUUGCAGCAGUUUAAUACAGUUGUCGUAAGCUAUAUUGCCCAUCAAUUCAUCUCUCAGGGCACAAGCAGUUUCUUAAUUGAAAGUUUCUCGAAGCUUAUGGACUGUUGCUCUGAGAAAGAUAGGGUUUCUCAACUUUGGCAACUUUAAGACACAAGGAGUCAGUUCCCAGAAUGCCCCCAGCCAGCAUGGAAUUCUGAAAGUUGAAGUCCACACAUCUUAAAGUUGCUAAGAUUGAGAAACAAUGUCUCAAGGUGCUGGACUAGGAAUGGGGAGGCCUAGAUUCUAGACCUUUAUUAGGCAUGGAAUCCAGCUGGGGGACUUUGGCCAGCCAUGUCUUCUGUGUCCUAAUUAGGGUCAAGGUCUGCACUCAGUAGUUUGCAACAAAACCUCUCAUGCCUCAUCUGCUGAUAAAAUUUACUAAGCAGGACAAGUGCUUAGAAGAAUGUGUAUUGUUGUUCUGGUCUGUCCUCUGUCUCUCAAAUUAGCUUAAUCACCCAAAAAAUAAUGACUGGAAGAGCAGUGCAGGAAGUUUCAAAUAGAUAAAUGUGCUUAAUUCAUUUGAUAUCAUGACUUAUCUAAAAAUUGUAAGAUUCAUUUGCUGCCCAUUUCCUUCAAAAUGAUUCUUUGAAAUUUAGUCUAAGAAAUAGUGAUUGAUAAGACAGGGGAAGAAAGGGGUGAAUAAUUGCAAGGCAUGCAAAGAGAGACCCCAGGUUAGCUUUCUGCGCUUGCCUUUUGCUGGAGAAGAAUAUUGAAAUGUUUAUUUUAUGUAAGCUAUUUCUGUUGCCAAUCAUCUCACCAAAAAGACUCUAGACGGGCGCCCAUACACACACAACAGCAUUAUUUACAAAAUGGUAUUCCAAAAUAGUAAAUCUUAAUGUCAGUACUGCCUCGCUUGUCAUACAAGACCAUUGCUACUGCUUUCCCAACACCAUUUAGGGCCAAAAUAGCGGGGAAGGGAGGGCAAGGAAGAGCUAUAAGGAGCGUGCCUCGCCCUCCCCCUCGCCCUCCCCCUCGACCCCAAUUUCUUGACGCUUGAAACCAGGACUCGGCUUUAGAAUUCGUAUUUAAACAAUACCGCUGAGCAAAUGCGGAAGGGUUAAUUGGCUAACUGCUUUCUGAUUCUGCCUGGCGCGGCCUUCGCUGCUGGGACAGCAGAGAAUGGGCUGCUCCUAAACAGGAAAGGCGUUUUUUCCUUCUGAAGUCUCAAUCGCUUCUUGACUUUCCCGCAACUGCCACGUGAACCCAGCAACGCCCAGCCGCUAGCUUCCCUUUGCAGGAACAAUCCAGCUCUGCCUCGCCAGCUGACGCCUUUCCCCAGUCACAAUGAUCCAGAUAUGGACCGGGAGGCGCGGAGCGGCGCCACCCGCAGCUGCAGUCAAGAAGUGGAACUGGACGGUUCAGGUCAUCAUGUGUCCGGCAGCAACGCCCACCUAUUCCCUCCUCUCUGCCGGCUGCAUUUUCCCAGGAGCUUAGGAAGGACUGGAGGAGGAGGAGGAGGGGCGCGGUGCUCACGUGGAAAAGAAUUGCAGCGUGACGCCAAAGGGGAACCCGCCGGGAGGGAUUCCCUCAGAGUAGGGGAGCAUGACUGCAUGGCCUCUUCUAAAACGAAAAACCAUUUUCAAAAUUAACUGGAAAGACUAAGUUAUACCUGAAGACAAGGUCUUAAGUCAAGCCUUGCAAGAUGGCACAGAAGAAAGGGGCUGCAGCUUUGCUCAAGUCACCGGCUCCUGCAUGCAAACCCCAAAAGCAGUUUCCCAUAGCUCUGGGCUACAAGAUGGAUCAGGCUUUAAUUUCUGAAUAUGUUCCUAUGGUCAUACAUUCAGGAGGACUUAAGCCUGAGUAUCUUAGCUUUGCCUUCUAUAACCCUAAUUACUCCAAUUCAUACAAUCCAUUUUACACUUUACAAAAACCAACCUGUGGCUACCGGUAUUGUCGAGACACUGACCACCGAAGGAAGGUCAUGGAUAUUGAGAGAGUAAAUAUUCCGAAAUGGAGAACUAUUGUGGGGAAAAAGCCAGGUGUGGCUUCGGAAGGCUCAAAAGUCUGAAACAGCCGUGCAUUUCUCCUGAGACUUUCCUAACAGCAUUCUGAUUCAAAAUCUGAACUUUGUCAUCCUCCAAGCAUGUCUAAAAGGAGAUGCUGUGGGGGCUUUGAAAGAAAGAGUUCUGCCUUAUAGCAAGAGCUUCUGGAACCAAUAAUGAUGGAAUAAGUCAAGUCCUACAAGAGAGCCACCUUACUUUGGCUUUGAAACAUCUACAGCUGUAGAUCUCCCACCAGCCAGAAAAGCACCAAAAUGAAGAUCAAAUGAGCAGAUACUUUUCUCUCUGUUGUUUUGUUUACUACAUAUAUUUAUUAAUCCCAGAGAAACAGGGAGAACUAAAGCUAAAGCAAUUUAAGAUUUGCUUUGUCCAGCCAAGCAUAGUUCCAGAUAUUACAAUGAAAGAACCCCCCCACAAUACUCCCCAUUCUAUUCUAUGAG
Messenger RNA from Crotalus tigris (Tiger rattlesnake), 3750 nucleotides. RefSeq names its product GUCA1A neighbor (gene CIMIP3). Bases 2953 to 3318 code for a protein of 121 amino acids. The record is from RefSeq and is a predicted model, not a curated record. Lineage: Eukaryota; Metazoa; Chordata; Lepidosauria; Squamata; Viperidae. The transcript is spliced from 3 exons.